Molecule: messenger RNA, 1476 nt
Organism: Cladophialophora psammophila CBS 110553
Lineage: Eukaryota; Fungi; Ascomycota; Eurotiomycetes; Chaetothyriales; Herpotrichiellaceae
Exons: 1
Coding region: 1-1476 (491 amino acids)
Cellular component (GO): endoplasmic reticulum lumen
Molecular function (GO): protein N-acetylglucosaminyltransferase activity
Source: RefSeq, a predicted model, not a curated record
AUGCUGGUCAAUGUACGGCUCCAGCCUUACCGGCUCGUCGUGUCCCUGGGUGUCUUCAUCUUAGUUACACUUGCUCUCUACGGUCUCUCAGGUCGCUCGCGGCCGAUCUCACCCGCGGGUGCUGAACAUGACAGGACAGCUGGAUUAUCUGGAGCUGUGAGCCACAAUGGCUCGAGCACAGAACUGCUCGAAGCUGACCGAUUUGCCUGGCCGUUCGAGUAUAGCACGGCAUCGAACCAGUCAUCGUUUUGCGAGGAACGCUUUGGAUUCGGCUAUCUCGACAACUUCAGUCAACGGUCUGCUGAAUACUGUACCGCUGAAUCCGCCUCGCACAUGACUUGUUUCAGUAGCAUCACCGAGACCAAGACCCGACGCAAAGAUGCCUUCUGCAUCGCUGGUCCCGUCACCUUCGACGUCGACCAACACAAGUUCGUGCUGGACUGCAGCCUCCGUGACCUGUCACUCGACGAACUGAACAGCGGCUUGCCGCGGUUCACCAACCUCCCGGCUUACUGGUACUCCACGGGCCCAAAGUACAUUUUCAACACCGCCGUGGGCUUUGCCACGAUGCUGGGCGCGACCCCUCCGAGUACUAUCAAGGCUCCCUCAGUGACUAUCGUCCUCAAGCGGGAAGACGAGUACAAAAACAUCUGGCACGCCCUGCUGGAGAUCUUCGCUACCUUCAUGACCUUGGACAUCCUCCGCAUGGCACACAAUCCAGCCACUAAAGCUCCCUAUAUUCAACCUUCCGAUUUCUCUAACACCCAAAUGCUCCUUCUAGAUCACCUCCCCGACGGCCCGUACUCUGAGCUAUGGCAUCUCUUUGCCCAGAAGCCGAUCCUAAGGCUGAGCGACAUCACAAGCUCUUCCCAACUUGAGCCAGGAAACAUCAUAGUGCCUCUGGCGGGGGGAGGAAACCCCUUCUGGCAGGGCGACUGGAACUCGCUCGGCUGUACCGACUCUCCUCUGCUGCGCGCAUUCUCGCGGCGGGUGUUGAGUUAUUACCAAAUCCAUGACCCACCCAAACAGCCCGAUGACCCGCUUGUCAUCACCUACAUCGAUCGCACGACUAAACGGCGGCUGGUUGACCAAGCCCAGCUGCUCGACGCCUUGCGUCUCCGCUUCCCCACCAUCCAGCUCAACGUAGUAGACUUCGCGCAGCUGCCCUUCGCCCAUCAGCUCGCCGUCGACCGGUCGACUGAUAUCCUUGUCGGCGUGCACGGCGCGGGGUUGACGCAUGGCAUGUUCCUCCCGCGGGGCUCGGCCCUCGUCGAGAUCCUGCCCUUCGGGCUCAAGCAUAAAGGCUUCCUCAACAUGGCGGCCAUGCUGGGCCACUCGCAUUUCAGCGCCGAAUCAAUCGAUGACCGUACCCAAACCAGCGCCCACGGUGACUGGCAAGCUGAUGACGUAUAUAUCCCACAGGAGGCAUUUCUGGAGCUGGUUGAGCAAGCCAUAAAGAAGAAGAUGGAGUCGUGA